GGGCGAUGCCGGCCCCGCCCCCCGGGGCUCCCCGCCGCUCGGUGCGUGCGCGCGCGGGGGCUCCGCGCUCCGAGGCGGUGCCGCGAUGGGGCCGCGGCUGCUCCUGGUGCCGCUCGGGUGUCUCGUGCUGCUGCUGUCGCCGCCCGGCGCCGCCGAGUUCAGCCCCUCCCUGGACAGCGACUUCACAUUCACGCUGCCCGCCGGCCGCAAGGAGUGCUUCUACCAGCCCAUGCGCAAGGAGGCCUCGCUGGAGCUCGAGUACCAGGUUCUAGAUGGAGCAGGAUUAGAUGUUGAUUUUCAUCUGCUGUCCCCAAAAGGUGAAACUCUAGUUUUUGAUGAAAGAAAAUCAGAUGGAGUUCACACGGUGGAGACAGAAGAUGGGGAUUACAUGUUCUGCUUUGACAACACAUUCAGUACCAUUUCUGAAAAGGUUAUUUUCUUUGAAUUGAUCCUGGACAAUAUGGGAGAAGAUGGUCAAGAUGAGGAAGAUUGGAAGAAGUAUGUUACAGGCACAGAUCUCCUAGACAUGAAACUGGAAGAUAUUCUGGAAUCCAUCAACAGUGUCAAAGCCAGAUUGAGCAAAAGUGUCCAGAUUCAGACCCUACUCAGAGCAUUUGAGGCUCGUGACCGAAACAUACAAGAAAGCAACUUUGACAGAGUGAAUUUCUGGUCCAUGGUCAACUUGGGAGUAAUGGUGGUGGUAUCAGCUGUUCAGGUUUACAUGUUGAAAAGUCUCUUUGAAGAUAAGAGGAAAAGUAGAACUUAAUAUUCAUUAAUGUUCAUAUUAUGAUCAUAACAAUAUAACAGGUAUGGGGGAGAAGGGGAGCAAUAAACUACAGUAAAGAAAAUAAAGAACUUCCAGAUUCUUUUGAACAGACAGUAAAAAUCAGGUUUUCACUUCAUGUUGGGCUUUUUGGAUGUGAUAGUGCUGGUCUUGUUUGUGUUUGGGGGUUUUCUGUUUUUUGUGGUGGUUUGUUGUUUGGGUUUUUUUUUUAAACAUGAACAUAAUGCCUCCUCCCAAACUCUCCUGUUUUUCCAAAUGCUACUAACUAUUUUUUUGUAUUUGUAGGAUUUGUUAAUGAUUAUUAAUGCCUACCUUAUGCAUAGCAUACUUGGUGCAUAUGCAAAGUAAUGUUAAUAUAACUGUAAUUUUCUUCAUUUUCAAAAAAAAGUUUAAGUAGUAACUUAGACAUUGGUUGAGUUGCUGUUAAAUACGGAUUGAAUUUACCGUGCCUAAGUUUAUGGGAUUGGUAAUUAGUGUCAUUUUUGUUCAAAGAUACAUGUUUCUUAAAAUCCUCAGUUUCUGUUCUUUGGCAUCAUGGAGAAACGCUGGGCUAACUAUGUAAGAACAUGAGACCUCUUUUUAUAACAGAUGACUAAUAUCAGCACUUUAAAAAAAGCACCAUCAAUGUGAAAUUGAGGCAGUCUUGAAAAACAAUUGGAAAAAAUAGGUAUAACUUCUGCUCAUAAAUCCUCCUGUCCUGUAGUUGUACAAUCCUAUUUUCCUUUUUGGCUGUUACAUGAGACAAGUGACUACGUUGUAUACAGACAAUACAGGCACACUUUGAAGUAUGACUUGCAAAUUCUUAGUUACUGUCACUUCAUGUAAUAGAUAAUUUUUUUAAAGUAAUUUCUCAUGUUUUUUCCUUUUAUGAAAGGUAGGGGCUGUCAUUGUUUGCCAAAACAAACACUGAUUGUUGUAGUUUCAAAAUUUCUCUUACUAUCCAUUUCAUUUUUAUUACAACUAUGACUAAUCAACAGUCAGGUGACUUACAUAGGCAUAUAAAACCAAAGCUGUUCACCUAAACUUUCCUUUUUUGUUCACUCUCACAAGUCUUUCAGCUGUGUAAGUAUAUGCUUCAUAUAACCCAUGUUUCUGUUCAUCUGGAUAAGGCAGAAAUCACAGGAGCUGUAAGUACAGGCUUCAAGUUUUAUGAUCAGCUGAACAUGUAGUAUCAUGUAGUAUCAUAUCAAGGCAAAGCUAAUACCAAAUCAGAAAUGUAUAAUAUCUGGAUUAAGUGGCUUUUAACAGUGUAGUGAGGGCAUAGGUUUUGCCAAAACCCCUGGUGCAUCAGAAUUAACUUUUUUUUCAGUAGUUUCAAGUUAGUAAUUUUUACGAUGUGCCAAGUCAUUGGAAUUUCUUGUAUAAAUGUGUUAACUACAUUUCAUCGUAAGAGUUUUUUAAAAACUUUAUUAAAAACACUUUUUAAAAAAGUGUUUUAAAAAAGUGUAUGUAGUAGUGUUGUGCCUGUUGUGGGGUCAUCUGUAUGAAUGGCAGAGUUGCAACUUUGAGACUUUCUGUGAUAAAUAUUGUUUUAUGAAUAAAAACAGGGUCAAUAGCUGCAUUGAAGAAAUACAUUGUUCAAAUGAAACAGAUGCUAGCAAGGGCUACAGAAUAUAGAAACAGCACUUCAGCUUCAACUUCAGACAAGAGGACCUAGCAAUAAUAUUUCUAAAUAGUUUUUAUAAGCAAAAUUAUUAUUACAGAACUUGUUAUAGAGGGCUCCAAAGGCUGUUGAGCCACUUCAACCUUCUGCAGAGCUACGUCCAAAAUAAGACUACCCCUUUAAGGUUUUGUGUAUCUUAAUUCUAAUAUGAUGCUUUCUAGUCUAAACUGCCUGGAAGUAGAAAGCUUACUUCUGUGAUAAGAACAAAGUCUAGGAAAAAUAAUUCUUUCAGUUAGAGUAGCAAAUAAUGUUUUCCUUCCCUCUCCCAGCAGCACUAUAUCAUGUUAUAUGCUUGCAUCACCACGUGUGAUGCUCUAAAUCAUCUGCAAAAUGCUGACCUAGCUCUAGGAAGCUGUGACUGACAUCUACCUCUGCUCUCCAAGCUACUAGAGUCGAGAUUUCACCUUACAACUGCAACAGAUAAGCUCUGCCAAGUUUUCCAAGGGCGCCUUAAGAGAUUGGGUUCCCCCAGCUGCUCUGCUGUGCCUCUCUGUAGUUACAUCAGUGGCAAAGGCGUUUGGUGUCCCAGUUUAACCUGCUACUGGAUGCAGCCAACUCUGAUCAAAGACAGAGGACUGCUGCAGUUCAGUGUUUCCCAUCACAAACAGCCAUCACUGGGAGAAGGAAAAUGCAGCAAUCAGCAGCAGAGGUCAUCUGGAAGAAAUUAUUGAUUUGCAACUAAGAGCUCUGACUGUAUUUGCUCUUCAUUCAAGGUCCACUAUAGAAAAUGGAAGAGGGAAUAACUAGAAAGGUUCAUUGACUUUGGCAGCUGGAAUAUGUUUAUGAUGGGUGAAGGAUUUGACAUUCAAAGUUGCAGUUAAGUAACACUGUACAUGGAUUUUGAAGAGUAGAUUGCUUUUGACUGUAUAAAAUUUACAAAGGAGAAUAUAAAUAACAUUUUUUUUCUUAAUGGACUUUUUAUUCAGAAUUAAAUGUUUUAAGACUUGCAAAUGUUGGAUAAUUAUGCAAAACUGAGAUUUUCAAUAAAUCAAGUUUAAACCUG
Messenger RNA from Poecile atricapillus (Black-capped chickadee), 3450 nucleotides. RefSeq names its product transmembrane p24 trafficking protein 5 (gene TMED5). The coding region runs from base 86 to 766 and encodes 226 amino acids. Gene Ontology annotation, cellular component: Golgi apparatus; endoplasmic reticulum-Golgi intermediate compartment; COPII-coated ER to Golgi transport vesicle. Lineage: Eukaryota; Metazoa; Chordata; Aves; Passeriformes; Paridae. The transcript has 4 exons. Gene Ontology annotation, biological process: intracellular protein transport; Golgi organization; endoplasmic reticulum to Golgi vesicle-mediated transport. The record is from RefSeq and is a predicted model, not a curated record.